Messenger RNA from Rubroshorea leprosula, 2559 nucleotides. Lineage: Eukaryota; Viridiplantae; Streptophyta; Magnoliopsida; Malvales; Dipterocarpaceae. The record is from the annotation of a GenBank genome assembly.
ACGGACUUUGGAUCAGUGAUUCGGUGAAUCUCUCUUGCCGGAGGGAAUUUGGUCGGCGAUAGCUAGAUAAGGACCGUGCAGGAGUUUCUCUGGUUAUCUUCCUGAAGAUGAGAGUAGCUUUAGUGUUGAUUUGUGUUGCAUUAUGCGUGCCAUUGUUUGUCGGAUCGGCUUUUACUUUCCCCAAAGACCCGUUUUAUGGGAUUUCUCCUCAAGAUGAGAGUUACUACAAGACAUCAUCGGAUACUAUAAAGUGCAAAGAUGGAUCGAAGAGGUUCAAAAAAUCCCAGCUCAAUGAUGACUACUGUGAUUGUCCUGACGGCACUGAUGAGCCAGGUACAUCUGCAUGCCCAACUGGAAAAUUUUAUUGUCAGAAUGCUGGUCACAUUCCCCGAUCUAUAUUUUCUUCUAGAGUGAAUGAUGGUAUUUGUGAUUGUUGUGAUGGAAGUGAUGAGUAUGAUGGUAAUGUGAAGUGUAAAAAUACCUGCUGGGAGGCUGGAAAAGCAACUAGGGAUAACUUGAAGAAAAAGAUGGCUACAUAUCGGGAGGGUGUUACAUUGCGAAAGCAGGAAAUAGAACAAGCAAGAAUAGCUAUUGCCAAAGAUGAGGCAGAACUAACAAAACUAAAAAAUGAGGAGAAGAUAUUAAAGCCACUUGUUCAACAACUUAAAGAGCGUAAAGAACAGAUAGAAAAGGCUGAGGAGAAAGAAAGGUUACAGAAAGAGAAGGAAGAGAAGAAAAAAAGAGAAGCUGAGGAAGCACUGAGCAAAGAAAGUGAACCAGGGGAAGCUGAGGUUGAAACAGAUGAAGCUGAGGUUGAAACAGGUGAAGCUGAGCAAACAGUGGGCAGUGGAGACAAUCCCACAGAAAAUACACAUGAUGACAUAAUUGGAACUGUGGAUAAUGAUCCUUUAGAUGAGGACCUCGAACAUGAAAAUGAGGCAGCUAAAGUUGAAAAUAGUGAUACAACUAAUAGUGAAAGAUCUCCACUCAACGGAGUUGAGCAGCAUGCAGCAGAGAAUAAGGAAGAGUCAGCCUCGGCAAUCCACAAGGAUGAUACUGCAGUUGCACCUGAAACUGGGGGCGAUGAUGGAAGUGGAGUAGUGCCUGAUGAUGUCAAGAAAACAGGCAAUGAACCGUCUGAGAAUACUGAGGAAUUGUCAAGAGAAGAGUUGGGUCGCCUUGUUGCCUCCCGUUGGACUGGAGAAAAUGCAGAAAAGCAUGCCAAUGCAAAAGAUAAUUCUCAUGAAGAUGAAGGUCAUGAUGAGACACUAAAGCAGACACAUGAUGAGGAACAUGAUGGCUAUGCUCCAGAUACUGAUGAUGACACUGGUAAAUAUGAUGACACUGGAAAAUAUGAUGAUACUGAUGAUGACAUGGAUGAAGCCUAUGAAGAUGACAGUCAUGAUGAUCCUAGCUCGUCAUACAAAUCUGAUGAAGCCUAUGAAGAUGACAAUCAUGAUGAUCCUAGCUCUUCAUACAAAUCUGAUGAUGACAUUGAUUUAUCAGAUGCAUCCACAACCACCCCAAGUAACCCAUCUUUGUUGGAGAAGAUACAACAAACUGUACGAAAUGUUCUGCAGGCUGUUAAUUUGUUCCAAACGCCAGUAAAUAUAUCAGAUGCUGCUUAUGUACGCAAGGAAUAUGAUGAAUCCAGUGCCAAGUUAUCUAAAAUACAGUCAAGGAUAUCAUCUUUGACAAAAAAACUAAAACAAGAUUUUGGGCCAGAGAAGGAAUUUUAUUCAUUCUAUGACCGUUGUUUCGAGAUCAAACUGAAUAAGUAUGUUUACAAAGUCUGCCCAUAUAAACAAGCUUCGCAGGAGGAGGGGCAUUCGAAAACUCGUCUAGGGGAAUGGGAGAAAUUUGAGGAUUUGUACCGAGUGCUGCUAUUUUCAAAUGGAGACAGGUGUUGGAAUGGGCCAGAUAGAAGUUUGAAGGUAAAAUUAAGAUGUGGGUUGAAAAAUGAGAUCAUCGAUGUUGACGAACCAAGUCGUUGCGAGUAUGUAGCUUUGUUAUCUACUCCAGUAUUUUGCACAGAAGAUAGACUUAAGGAGCUCCAAAACAAACUAGACUUGCUGAACAAAGAACAGCCCCAGAAGCAUGAUGAACUCUGAAGUGUUUUAAAUCCCAGAUGCUCUGGAGGAUGUUGUUUGACUGAAUGAGCUAAUUUACUUUAGAAGAGAGACCAAUUCAAGCUUGAAAGUGAUGAUAUGCAGAAUGUGGCCUCCUCAGGCAGGUGGUUUGAAAUUUUUCUAGCAAUAUUGGAGGUGGCCUCCUGAAAAUUUUCCAUUCUGGAGUGUGCUUCAUAUUACAGUUGUCUAGACCAUUUAUGAUGACUCAGCGAGCUAAAUUGACUUGAAAACCAAUCUGCCCUGUCACACACUAUUUAAAAUUUUGCUUAUAAUAACUAUUGUUAGUACUCUAAUUCUGGAUAGACAUGUUAUUGUUCUUCCACAAAACGGUAUAUUUUUUCUACAAUUUCAUUACUUCCAAAAAUCUUGACUGUUUUAUGAUCUUUUGAUGAAUCUGUACUUCAUUUUUCAAUACAUUUAGAGAGUGAAU